Vigna unguiculata (cowpea) is the source of this 3003-nucleotide messenger RNA. RefSeq names its product TEOSINTE BRANCHED, cycloidea and PCF (TCP) 14 (gene TCP14). Gene Ontology annotation, cellular component: nucleus. The record is from RefSeq and is a predicted model, not a curated record. NCBI's taxonomy places the organism in Eukaryota, Viridiplantae, Streptophyta, Magnoliopsida, Fabales, Fabaceae. Gene Ontology annotation, molecular function: sequence-specific DNA binding; DNA-binding transcription factor activity.
CUUUAGUUUAACACCCUUCAAAUCUCUCUCAUUUCCUCCACUUCCACACUAACCAAAACCCUUUAUUUACUCCUUCAAAAUCAUCACAACCAAACAUAACAACAAACCAAUUUCUUUUCUCAAAAAAAUCAUGCUUUUUAAACCUCACACAUAUAAUUCCCACUCAUUAUCUUUGUUGCUUCCCACCUCUCCCUUAUCCCCUCUCUCUCUCUCUCUCUCUCUCUCUCUCUCUAUUUCAAAACAAAUUCAUUCCCUUACACAAAACAAAUAACUACACACACAUCUCCCUCCUCUUAAAGACCAGAAAGACCCACCACACAAAUUAAACUACAAACUCACUGAUCACAACCUGUCUCAUAAGAAAAAACGAUCACCCACACAAACACAAUCAUACACAAAAACACACACACACACACACACUCAAACGCUCUCCAUGCGAUCAUGGAGGGAGGCGACGAUCUCCACCAUCAUCACCACCACCACCGUCAGAACUUCCCAUUCCAGCUCCUGGAGAAGAAAGAGGACCAAGAAGCGGCCUCAUGCUCCACCUCCUCCCCCUACCCUUCACUAGCAAUCUCCGCGGAACCCAGCACGUCCAAUUCCACCCGAUCCAACCAGCUCGCGGCGCCGUCCGAGCCUCCAAACAGCAAAAAGCCGCCGCCCAAACGCACGUCGACGAAGGACCGGCACACGAAGGUGGACGGUCGUGGCCGCCGCAUCCGAAUGCCCGCUCUCUGCGCCGCCCGCGUCUUCCAACUCACGCGCGAACUCGGUCACAAGUCCGAUGGCGAAACCAUCGAGUGGCUCCUCCAGCAGGCCGAGCCCGCCGUCAUCGCCGCCACCGGGACCGGAACCAUCCCCGCCAACUUCACCUCUCUCAACAUCUCCCUCCGCAGCUCCGGCUCCUCCAUGUCCGUCCCCUCCCAGCUCCGGUCCUCCUACUUCAACCCCAACUUCUCCCUCCAACAACGGCGCACCUUGUUCCCCGGCAUCGCCUUAUCCUCCGACAACAACCCCACCAACACCUCCACACUCCUCAAUUUCCAAUCCAACAACCUGAACACAUCCAUGCUCCAGGCGAAGCCCGAAGCCCCCUCCUCCACCUUGGAUUUGUCCGACACAAGCGCGGAGGAAUCAACCCUAGGCCGAAAAAGAAGACCAACGGAACAAGACCUCUCCUCCUCCUCGCAGCACCAAAUGGGGAGUUAUCUCCUCCAGUCGAGUGCAGGCACGAUUCCCGCGAGCCACGCCGCCAACAUAUGGAUGGUGGCCAAUUCAAACACCAAUCAAGUGAUGAGUGGCGAUCCCAUAUGGACCUUCCCCCCGGUUAACAACAGUGCCUUGUAUCGAGGCACCAUGUCUAGUGGGUUGCAUUUCAUGAACUUCCCCACGCCCAUGGCACUGUUGCCGAGUCAGCAACUGGGCUCUUCUGGGAUUGGCGCUGUCGGGGGAAGCAGUAAUAAUAACAGUAAUAACAACGGCAAUAAUAAUAUGAACGAAGGGCAUUUGAGUAUGCUUGCGGGGCUUAGUCCUUAUCGUCCGGUUAUCGGCGUUUCCGAAUCUCAGGCGAGCGGCUCGCAAUCGCAUCGUGGAGGUGCCGCCGAUGAUCGCCAUGAUACCUCCAGUCACCACUCCUAGAGGGUACCAUAUCAUAUCAUGUGAUGUGGUGUUGGUGUGAUCACCGUAAAUUCUUCUUCUUACUUGUGGUCUACUUUGAUUGAUGCUGGCGGAUGCAUGAUGGAUAGAUGGAUGUGUUUAACACACGUGAGGUUGGUUUGAUGAUCUUCGAAAUUCAGUUUUAUUUAUUCCCAAAAUUAAUUUUUUGGUGUGAUUAAUAUUUUGGAGGGGACGGAGGGAGAAAGGAGGAGGAGGAGGGUUUUUUAGGGUUUGGCAGAUGACACUAUUUAACAAUUGGGUAUUUCGCUGCCUGCUUCUUCUUUUCUUUUUUCUGGUAAAAAAAAAUGUCUUCUUUGAUUGAGUUAUUUCACUACACGAUAUCUUAUCUUUUGUUUAUUUAUUUAUUGUCCUGAAUAGGGUUUUAAUUAAUUGGUUUGUAAUGUUAUGGUUUUUAUGCUAAAGAGAAGAAAAGGAGCGAGUUGCAUUCGAUUCCAUGAGGUUUGCAAAGUUUCCCACCUAACAGGCAUUUGGGUUGUUUUGUUUUUCUCCGUCUCUCUUUCUGGGCCACAGCACAGAGGCCGUGUGGUAAAAGGGAUGAAACAGUGUUACCGCUAGAGUGAGUAAGAAAGAUGUGAAAAUGAAGCGGUAGUAUUAAAAUUUACAUUGCUUUUUGAUCAUUCUGAUUCUAAAUCUCUGCCAUGAAUCUCGAGGUUUACUGCAUCAAUGAUUAAGAUUUUUCAGAGAGAUGGGGGUAAUAGGACGGUGGGGUCAAAACCUUAUCGGUUCCAGGUGUUGGCUCAGGUGGUGGGGUCCGGCUGCUGGUUAUUGCCCAAACCAAUGUACAAUGUCACUGACAAACAGAAAGAUCCAUGGUGAGUCUUAAUGACCCUACUCAGAUAUGCCCCACCAUUCCAUCAAUCAGGACCCUUCAUUUUAUGGGCCAUGCUCCUCCUAUUCAAUGCAUGAUUGGGUCUCUCGCUGCCCACCAAAGGGAAAACGUGGAAUCUCCAGUUUCAUGCCCCCCUUCAAAACCCUUUUCAAAACUUACUCUUUUACAGUACUCUCUUCUCAAUCUUCCCCUCUUCUGCAUUUCCAACACCACAUACAUGUGUCUUUUACAACCACGUCCGCUAAAACUGUUAACAUAUCUUAAACUUCUUAACAACGUCACUUUAUAUCAUCAUCAUAUAUUUUUGCUUUUUCUUUAUAGUAUUAUUUAUUGUUGUAUGUUUUGGAAUCUAAUAAUAUCCCUCCCCUGUGUAAAAUAAUGAGGAAAUUGUAUGGUGAUGCAAUUAAAAAUUGUAGGGAAGGGGAAAGGGGGAUUAGGAUAUUCCCCCCACUAUAAACUUUGUUGUGCAGAAUGGGAUUCGAAAGCAGCUUUAUUUA